This is a messenger RNA of Cucurbita moschata (crookneck pumpkin), 837 nucleotides long. Its product is annotated as protein G1-like6. Lineage: Eukaryota; Viridiplantae; Streptophyta; Magnoliopsida; Cucurbitales; Cucurbitaceae. The record is from RefSeq and is a predicted model, not a curated record. Gene Ontology annotation, biological process: response to light stimulus; mRNA transcription. The coding region runs from base 36 to 578 and encodes 180 amino acids. The transcript has a single exon. Gene Ontology annotation, cellular component: nucleus.
AUUUUCUCUCUAUUUCUUCCCUCUCUGUUUCCGCCAUGUCAGCCGCCGUAGCAGCCGCCGCCGCCGCCGCUGCCCUAGCCCGACGGAGCUCCUCCUCUUCCUCCUCGUCCACUACCUCCAACCGAUCCUCCUCCGGCUCUUUCUACAGUCAAUACUACCCGUCGCCCUCUGUAUCGGUCCGACAGCCGCCAUUGGCCAGCCGGUAUGAGUGCCGGAAACGGCUAGACUGGAGUAAAUUCCGGCAGUAUCUGAGAAGUCGGUGCCCGACAUUGAGCCUCUCCACCUGCACCGGAGCGGAUAUUGUCGAGUUCCUCUGCUAUUUAGACGAAUUCGGCGACACCAAAGUACACGCCGACACCUGCCCUAAUUUCGGCCACCGCUACCCGGUCGAUCCCUACUGCGAUUGCCCCACCCAACAACCGUGGAACAGCGUCGCCGGUCUCAUCAGCCGCCUCCGCGUCGCCUUCGAGGAAAACGGCGGCAACCCAGUCACCAACCCCUUUAAUGCCGUCGACGUCAAAAUUUACCUCGACGACAUUAAGGACUCCCAAAACAGAUCCCGAGGAAUUGAUCGGUAAGAAUAAAAAAAAACACAGUAAAAAUAGCGUUAACUGAGACACACACCGCCGCCGAGCUCGGCGGCUAUGGCGGAUUCCGAUCCCAAAUCUUACCGGACUGGUUUGAUUUUCCGCCAUAGCUAAGAAUUUCAAGGAAAAUUUGACUGAAAACGCUUACUCCUCUGGAUUCGCUGUACAAAUUAAAGAACCCAACAACUUAAUUUAUUUUUUCUUCCUUUUAUGUAAGAAUCUAAAACAAAAUAUUAGAUUGGGUUCUUCA